This is a messenger RNA of Neomonachus schauinslandi (Hawaiian monk seal), 3100 nucleotides long. It is a transcript of the gene SAMD11, whose product is annotated as sterile alpha motif domain containing 11. NCBI's taxonomy places the organism in Eukaryota, Metazoa, Chordata, Mammalia, Carnivora, Phocidae. The record is from RefSeq and is a predicted model, not a curated record. Gene Ontology annotation, biological process: positive regulation of transcription by RNA polymerase II. The transcript has 15 exons. Bases 1 to 2550 code for a protein of 849 amino acids. Gene Ontology annotation, molecular function: RNA polymerase II cis-regulatory region sequence-specific DNA binding; DNA-binding transcription activator activity, RNA polymerase II-specific; protein binding.
AUGCCAGCGGUCAAGAAGGAGCUCCCAGGCCGCGAAGACCUGGCCCUGGCUCUGGCCACCUUCCAUCCGACCCUGGCCGCACUACCACUGCCGCCGCUCCCAGGCUACCUGACACCACUGCCAGCUGCGGCCGCCCUGCCCCCGGCCGCCUCGCUACCCGCCGCGACCGCUGGCUACGAGGCGCUGUUGGCUCCACCACUCCGCUCCCCGCGCGCCUACCUGGGCCUGCACGAGGCCGCCCCGCACCUCCACCUGCCCCGGGACCCUCUGGCCCUCGAACGCUUCUCAGCCACUGCGGCCGCAGCACCGGAUUUCCAGCCGCUGCUGGACAACGGCGAGCCGUGCAUCGAGGUGGAGUGCGGCGCCAACCGCGCGCUGCUCUACGUGCGCAAACUCUGCCAAGGCAGCAAGGGUCCGUCCAUCCGCCACCGCGGGGAGUGGCUCACACCCAACGAGUUCCAGUUCGUCAGCGGCCGAGAGACGGCCAAGGACUGGAAGCGCAGCAUCCGCCACAAAGGAAAAAGUCUGAAGACGCUUAUGUCCAAGGGGAUUCUGCAGGUGCACCCUCCGAUCUGCGACUGUCCGGGCUGUCGAAUAUCCUCCCCGGUGAACCGGGGGCGGCUGGCAGACAAGAGGACAGUUGCCCUCCCCACUGCACGGGUCCUAAAGAAGGAGCUGACCCCCAGCUUCUCGUCCAGUGAUGGUGACAGCGAUGGGAGUGGCCCAGCCUGUGGGCGGCAACCAGGCUUGAAACAGGAGGACACCCCACAUGUCCCUAUCAUGAAGAGAAGAGUCCACACCCACUGGGACGUGAACAUCUCCUUCCGAGAGACGUCCUGCAGCCAGGACAGCGACCUGCCCACCCUCAUAUCCAGUGUCCACCGAAGCCGCCACCUCGUUAUGCCCGAGCAUCAGGGCCGCUGUGAAUUCCAGGGAGGUGGUGUGGAGAUAGGCCUGGGAGCCUCAGGUGACCUGUUGGGCAAGAGGCUAGGCCGCUCCCCCCACAUCAGCAGUGACUGCCCAUUGGAGAAAAAGGCACGAAGCAAGUCGCCCCAAGCAGAGACUCUGUUGCUGCCAGAACUAGGGCCCAGCAUGGCCCCUGAGGAUCACUACCGCCGGCUUGUGUCUGCCCUGAGUGAGGCCAGCACCUUUGAGGACCCCCAGCGUCUCUACCACCUGGGCCUCCCCAGCCACGAUCUCCUGAGGGUCCGGCAGGAGGUGGCGGCAGCAGCUGUGAGGAGCCCCAGUGGCCUGGAAGUCCACCUGCCCUCAUCCACGGCAGGUCAGCGUCGAAAGCAGGGCCUGGCUCAGCACCGAGAGGGCACCGUGCCAGCUGGCACCCCAUCCUUCUCAGAGAGGGAGCUGUCGCAGCCGCCCCCCUUGCUGUCACCCCAGAAUGCCCCGCACAUCGCCCUGGGUCCUCACCUCAGGCCCCCCUUUUUGGGGGUGCCCUCGGCUCUUUGCCAGACCCCAGGUUACGGGUUCCUGCCCCCUGCCCAGGCGGAGAUGCUGGCCCGGCAGCAGGAGCUCCUGCGAAAGCAGAACCUGGCCCGGCUGGAGAUGUCGGCAGAGCUGCUGCGUCAGAAGGAGCUGGAGAGCGCGCACCGGCCUCAGCUGCUGGCGCCCGAAGCCGCCCUGCGCCCGUCUGAGGGCGCCGAAGAGUUGCAGCGGCGCGGGGCCAUGCUGGUGCUGAGACACAGCUCCGCGCCGCUGCUGGCCCUGCCCCCCCAGGGACCCCCAGGCCCCGGCCCACCCACCCCUCCCCGGGGGCCUGUCCGCGGAGCCCUUCGGAAGGGGGGCCCCAGCCCGGCCUCAGCCCACUCCAGUGAGUCCAAGGAGACCACGGGGGCUGGGCUCUGGGCACAAGAUGGCUCUGAGGAUGAGCCCCCCAAGGAUUCAGAAGGAGAGGACCCUGAGAUGGUGGCUGCUGGGGGCCAGGGCCCCAACCUGGGCCAAGCCCCAACUGGAGGGGCCAGCCCUGAGGGGAAGGGGCUUCUCUCAGGGUCCAUGCUGCCCCCUCCACUGCCCCUGGGCUUACCCUACGCCGUCAGCCCCUACUUCCACACAGGCACCAUGGGGGGACUCUUCAUGGAUGGGGAGGAGGCCACAGCCCCUGAGGACCUCAGCAAGUGGACAGUGGACGAUGUCUGCAGCUUUGUGGGGGGCCUGUCUGGCUGUGGAGAAUAUGCACCGGUAUUCAGAGAACAGGGGAUCGACGGGGAGACCUUGCCCCUGCUGACCGAGGAGCACCUCCUGACCACCAUGGGGCUGAAGCUAGGGCCUGCUCUCAAGAUCCGGGCCCAGGUGGCCAAGCGCCUAGGCCGAGUCUUCUACAUGGCCAGCUUCCCUGUGGCUCUGCCGCUGCAGCCACCGACGCUGCGGGCCCCAGAGCGGGAGCUCACCUCUGGGGAGCAGCCCCUGUCCCCAGCAAUGGCCCCCUCCCCCUAUGGGGGGGGGCACCCCCCUGCUGGCCGAGCCUCGCCCAAGCAAGAGAAUGGAACUGUGGCUCUGCUCCCCGGCCCCGCAGAAACCCCCCAGCCUCUGUGCUGAGCUGGUGGGUGAGCCACCCUGACCCCUAAGUCCUUCAGUGCCAGCAGCUGAUGCAAAAGACCCCACCCCACAGCUUACUUGCGUUUUGGAUUUGGAUGCAGAAACACAAAGAAUUUUUAAAAGGAAAAUGUGACUUAAGAGGAAAAGAGUUUUCAGAACUUUCUGGGGUGGCAGUACAGCCAGGUGCAGACAGCCUGGGGACCCAAACCUGAGCCCAGGCACGGGCACUCUGCAUCCUGGGUGCCUGCAGACAAACCACAGAAUGACAGAGGAGGCACGUCAUGCCACACUGGCCGCGGCCAUGCCUGCUCGCUCUGUCUAGCACUGGGACUGCUCCUUGCGAGGCUUUCCGCAUCCUGCCAUCGGGGGCAAGAGGUCGGGGCAGAGUCCCACUCCAGACCAGCUUCUCGCACAGGCUUGAUGUAUCUAACCCAACACUGGGGCGCAGCAGUAGACAGCCCCCACGGUGCUGGUUUCCAUCCCCACGGCCACUACUCCAGGGAUCUGUGCAGGGCUCGGUACUUUCUGGUCUCUCAUGUUGUAAAAAUAA